Molecule: messenger RNA, 944 nt
Organism: Thlaspi arvense
Lineage: Eukaryota; Viridiplantae; Streptophyta; Magnoliopsida; Brassicales; Brassicaceae
Source: the annotation of a GenBank genome assembly
AUGGGGAUUUCUCACGUUUUCUGCAGGUUCUUCCAUCACUUUAUGCUUCACAAGGGAGGUAGUGUUGCUAACGAGAACAGCGAUAAAAGCAUCAGCCCCGAUUUAGCAUCGUCGCCGAGUAAGAGACACCGUAUCGAUAUCACUGAUUCUACUGCGUCCGAUAAGAGAUCGAUGAAGAUCUACACAGCAGGCAGCUUCAUGUACGGACGUGAGAUGAUGAGGCGUCUCUUUGCUUCUAACGUGCUCAUCUCUGGGAUGAACGGCCUUGGAGCCGAGAUUGGGGAGUCAAAUGAAACUGUGACGGGGGCUCAUACGAUCGGGCAUGUGGCAGCGACAGUGAGCAUGUCCAAAGUGGCAGUGUCCUUCACACACAUCAUCAAAAGCGGUGAACCAGCCUUCAGCAUCCUCGUCUCAAGUCUCUUCUUAGGCGACACAUUCCCUCUGCCUGUUUACCUUUCUCUCUUGCUAAUCAUCGGAGGCUGUGCUCUCGCUGCAGUCACCGAGCUCAAUUUCAAUAUGAUCGGGUUUAUGGGGGCAAUGAUAUCGAAUUUGGCGUUUGUGUUCCGGAACAUAUUCUAUAAAAAUGGGUUGUAGAGGAAGUCAGCAAAGCAGUGAGGAGAUGCGGUUUUCACAGGCGAGUUCGAUGCACCGAAAUUACUGAGAGCAGAGAACACGAUAAAAAGAACAUUCCUGUGAAGAUCUCAUGAGGGAUAUGUAAGCGUUGGAUCUGAGCAAAUGGAGUUGGAAGUCAACGGCUUAAGAUCUUGGCAUACUACUACGAUAUGUAUAAAAUAGUUUUUUUACCUUCUUGCUGUAGGAUCCAAAGUUUAACUAAUUGAAUAAUCUAGCUAAAAGCUUAGACAAGAUCACUAAAUAUAUUAUAUUUUCUGGUUGUUAAUUUGUAACUUGAAGUCUACUUUGAAAUAAACGUAGGUAAUUUUUAC